AUGGUUCAUUUGAUAAACUAUGAUCCUUGUUCCUAUUUCACCAGAGGUUUUUCUCAAUACCCUUGUUAUUCUGAGGUUAAGAGAAGUGUUAGGUUUAAUCUUAAAGCCUGUUUUGAUAGUUGCAAUUAUGGGAAUGAUAAUGUUCAUGACAAAAGGAUGUUUUUGAAGGAAAAGAAAAAUGGGAAUUCUAGUAAUGUUGAGCAUAGAUUACAAGGUGGAUGUCAUAAUAAGCCUUUUUGUUUCCCUGAUUAUCGGUUUUCGCAGAAAAUUGUAGUUGCUGUUGAUGUUGAUGAAGUGUUAGGAAACUUUGUGUCGGCUCUGAACAAGUUCAUAGCAGAUCGAUACUUGUCGAAUUAUUCAGUUUCGGAGUAUCAUGUCUACGAGUUCUUCAAGAUAUGGAACUGUUCACGAGACGAAGCUAAUAGUCGUGUUCAUGAGUUUUUCGAGACACCAUAUUUCAAGUCGGGGAUCCAACCUCUCCCGGGUGCUCAAAUGACCCUGCAGAAAUUAUCAAGAUUUUGCAACCUAUCAGUUGUAACAUCUCGGCAGAAUGCAAUCAAGGAUCAUACACUUGAGUGGAUAGAGAAUAACUUUUCAGGUUUGUUUGAUGAAAUUCACUUUGGAAACCAUUUUGCUCUUGAUGGAGGGUCAAGGCCAAAGUCAGAGAUUUGUAGGUCUUUAAAUGCGAAGGUUCUUAUUGACGAUAACCCGAGAUACGCAAUCGAGUGUGCUGAAGCUGGUAUUCAAGUCCUACUUUUCGAUUACGAAAACUCGUAUCCUUGGUCUAAGACUGAGUUUGCUGAGAAGCAUCCUCUGGUGCACAAAGUUGAGAAUUGGGAAGAAGUUGAACAAGAACUAAUGUCACUGAUAGUUUCAUAG
Vicia faba (fava bean) is the source of this 879-nucleotide messenger RNA. NCBI's taxonomy places the organism in Eukaryota, Viridiplantae, Streptophyta, Magnoliopsida, Fabales, Fabaceae. The record is from the annotation of a GenBank genome assembly.